Molecule: messenger RNA, 3933 nt
Organism: Agrilus planipennis (emerald ash borer)
Lineage: Eukaryota; Metazoa; Arthropoda; Insecta; Coleoptera; Buprestidae
Product: cell division cycle and apoptosis regulator protein 1
Exons: 10
Coding region: 139-3705 (1188 amino acids)
Biological process (GO): regulation of DNA-templated transcription
Cellular component (GO): nucleus
Source: RefSeq, a predicted model, not a curated record
GGUCUAUGUGUUACGGUUGACGGUGUGAUGGACGGUCAAUCAUGUUAUGAGUGUAUUUAACUGUGUGGUAGAAAUUUUGUUAAUAAUCUACAAUUUAUAUUGUGCUUUAAAAUCUAAGUGUAUUAUUAGAUUAAUAAAAUGAGCAAUUUAGGUGCAUUUGGUGGAGCAAAAAAUCCUCCAUGGGCCCGAAAUAGUUCUCCUGCAAACCUAGUAAAUCAGAAUCCUAAUCUUCAGCAACAAAUUAUGAAUCCAGGAGCAUUUGGGGGUAUGAAUGCUACCGGCAUGGUGCAACUUCAGCAACAUCAACAAGUUCUCCAAAAUGCUAUGAAUAUGCAACAACAAAAUAUUAAUUUAGGACUUCAGCAAUUAGCGAAUACCUCAGUAGCCGUGAGUGCCGGUUUAACACAACAAAUUGCCUCAAAUCCGCUAUUUCAGCAAGUUGGGGCAGUGACUUAUCCUAAUCCAAGGGCUCUAAAUCCCUCUGCAUUUCAAACUCAGGUAGUUUCAGCAGCAGCUGGCGUUCAGUCAUCAAAUAAUUCUAGUACAAAGCAGCGUGUAUUCACGGGUACAGUCACCAAAGUGCACGACAAUUUUGGAUUUGUAGAUGAUGAUGUAUUUUUCCAAACAACAGCAACAAAAGGUUCAAAUCCAAUAGUUGGAGACCGAGUUCUUGUUGAAGCCACUUAUAAUCCAAAUAUGCCAUUCAAGUGGAAUGCAACAAGAAUGCAGGUUCUCCCAUCAGCCACUCAGGGCACAAACAUACCAAGAGGUUCCAAUAAUCCAAAGGGUGGUAAUUAUAACAAUAUUUCACAAAUGUCUGAUGGAAAUGGAGGUUUUGGUAAGAGUGGACAAAGAACAAAAGGUUCAAUAGGUGGGAGAGGCAGAGAAAGGUCACGUACAAGAGAUGAAGAAGAGGAAAAUGAACGUAAAAGAAGAAAAGAGGAGAGAAUUCGGGAAAGGGAUAGGGAUGAUAAGAAAUCUCCCCUAAGACGCAGAUCACGAUCUCCCAAGUCCAGGCGUCGAUCUCGAAUUGUUCCAAGAUAUAUGGUUCAAAUUCCCAAAAUUAGUUUGGAUCUGAAAAACGCUGAUGUUUUGGAAAUAAGAAGACGUUAUGGAAAUUUAUAUGUUCCAUCUGACUUCUUCUACAGCCUUUUUCGUUGGGUGGAUGCUUUUCCACCAGACAAACCCUUUUCACUUAACAAGCCUUGUUCGUUUCAUGUAAUGCAUAAAGAUGUUGAACCAUUGAUAGAAAACGAUGCAGUUCUAGAACCGCCAGAUGCCGACUACCUUUUUUCUGCUAAGGUCAUGUUAAUGAACGUAAGUGGCCUGGAAGAUAUGUACCAGAAGUGCUGUGCUUUGGCCGAGGACAACAGACGUGACAACGAUAGUGAAGACAGAGAUUAUGUCCAUCCUACGAGGUUAAUCAAUUUUUUGGUGGGAGUAAAAGGGAAAAGCGAGACUAUGGCUAUAGGAGGCCCAUGGAGUAAGUCGUUAGAUGGUGAGAAUCCAGAAAAGGAUCCAUCUGUACUCAUAAAGACUGCCAUUCGGACAUGCAAGGCACUAACUGGAAUAGACCUGUCCCCAUGUACACAAUGGUACCGUUUUGUGGAGCUGUACUACCGGCGAGCCGAAGCCGUACAUCGGGGCCGAACGGUGCCGGCCAGAGUCGAGACGGUGGUGCUGUUUCUGCCGGAUGUAUGGAGCUGUCUGCCAACACGGCUGGAGUGGGACGCCCUCACCCGCGGCUACCAAGCGCAGCUGGAGAACCGCAUCGCCGCAGAGGGGGACGACGCGCCUGCCGUUGCCACUUCCGCUGACCACGAAAAGGAAGAAGAUGCAACUUGCGCUGAGAAACUGGAGCCCACGCCUUACACAGAGUUAGAUAUCAAGACGAUGACCGUCGCGGCUCUCCGCAAUGAGUUGAAGGCACGCAAUUUGAGUGCGAAAGGCCUUAAGUCUCAGUUGGUUGCAAGAUUGCAGAAGGCACUAAAAGCUGAAGCAGAAAAGAUUGAAGGAGGCAAGGAUGAACCGGCAGAAGCUGAGAGCGAAGGAACUGAAGAAAAAAAAUCGGAAGCAGAUGAGAAAAAGAUCGAUGAGAAAGAACGGCACCAGCUUGAAAAGCGUUACGCCUUACCAGAUCAGCCUCGUAUAGUUGUACAUCCAAAUCGUCUGGCAAAAUCUGGAAAAUUUGAUUGUACUGUCAUGUCAUUGUCCCUUUUACUGGAUUAUCGUCCCGAAGACACUAAGGAGCACACAUUUGAAGUGUCCCUUUUUGCAGAAUUGUUCAACGAAAUGCUUAUGAGAGAUUUUGGGUUCAACAUAUAUCGUGUCCUGUGGGAAUUGCCUGAGAAGCUUAAAGAAAAGGAGAAAGAAAAGGACGAGAAGAAGAAGAAAAAGGAUGAAGAAAAAAAGAAAGACGACAAAGACGAUAAAGAAAAAAAAGAAGAGGAAAAGAAAAAAGAUAAAGAUGACAAAAAGAAGGAAGACAAAGAUAAACAUCGUGAGAAUAAAGAAGGAGUUGAUAAAGAUCGAAAAAGUGAAGAAUCUAAAGACGAUAAAAAAGAUGAGAAAAAAAAGGAAGCAAAAAAGGACGACAAACGUUCUGAGAAGGACGACGACAGCGAUGACGAUGACGAUUAUGACAGACGAUCGGAUCGCGAUAAAAGGCGUAAAGAACGUUUGAAGAUGUUCACAAAAGAUCGAAAUUUGCUUUUAUCUUUUACGUACUUCGACCAGACCCACUGUGGGUAUAUUUUCGAAAAGGAUAUGGAAGAUCUGCUAUUUACCUUGGGUCUGAAUUUGUCGCGAGCUCAAGUGCGCAAACUUGUUGGCAAAGUCGUGUCUAGGGAUUCGUUGCACUACAGAAAGUUAACUGAUAAACCUAAAGAAGACGAUUUUAUAGUAAUUGAUGAUUCAGAAAAAGAAUGUUACGCCCACGAACUUGCUAGAGGUAACAAGAAGUUUCUUCCUGUAUUCCAGACUGAUGAAGUUUCUGCAAAAAAGCAGAAACUUGAAGGACCAUCGAGUGAGAAUACUUUCGAAGAAGGUUUAAUAAUGUUUAGGGGUGCAAUGGUUGAUGUCAGCAAGCUAAUGGCCCAACUGGAGAGGAGCGAGAAAGCAAGAGUGGCCACUGAAUCUUACAUGGUUGAUCUAAAAACGGAAAACAAUAGACUUAACGAAAAGAAUGGCAAACAAAGUAGUACCAUCAAAAGCCUUAAUUCUGAAAUGAAAGAAUACAAGGAGAAAUUGAAACACACAGAAGAUGUCCUAUCUAAAGUAUCAGUUUGUUCUAAACUGUUUCAAGCAACAUUGUUGGAUAUCAGAGACAAAAUUGACCCAGUUUUGAAAAGCGCGUCUCAUAUAAAAGAUGAAAUUAAACGAGAACGAGAUGGUGAUAGGGAGCGUAAACAUGAAGAGUCAAAGUCAAGGUGGGAAAGAAAUCCAAAAGAAAAAGGGAAAGAUGUUAAAGAAAAGGAAGCAGUUGUUAAAGAAGAUAAAGAUAAAGAAAAGGAGAAGGACAAAGGAGAUGAGAAAGACAAAGAAAAAGAAAAGGAUAAAGAUAAAGAAAGAGAAUUAGAAAAAGAAAAAGCGAAAGAUGUCGAGAAAAAUGGUAAAGAAGUCGUUAAAAAAGAAAAUGAAGAGAUAGUGGUACCAGUAGAAACAGAAGUCGCUGAAGAAAAAGCCAAAGAAGUGGAAACAACAUAAUAAUCAUUUUUAUCUGUUUUUAAGAUAAAGAAAAUUCAUUUUUAUUAUGUUCAUUAGAAUUGAUUAUUUGCGGCAUCCUGAGCAUUCAGGCACCUACUGUCCACCAUAAUUUUGUGGUGUUUAUUAACAAUUAUUUUGUGUUGAAGAUUCUUUAUGGCACGAAAAUAAUGACAGGUGUUUAUGUAUCAUUUAAGGAUUUAAAAUAAAUAUUUCAAUUGAUCUUUUUUU